Molecule: messenger RNA, 2385 nt
Organism: Dalotia coriaria
Lineage: Eukaryota; Metazoa; Arthropoda; Insecta; Coleoptera; Staphylinidae
Exons: 2
Coding region: 174-2333 (719 amino acids)
Source: RefSeq, a predicted model, not a curated record
UUAACAAUUUUUAGAAAAUUGACAUUUACUAGACGCAAAUGACACAUUAUUUUGAUGUCUUUCAUUAAUAUCUAUUAAAAAUUUUCAAUAAAUUGCAAAAAUAUCAUAUUUCAACUUUCAUUCCAUCAAAACCUAAAUAAUUUACAAAUUUAUGGUGGUAAUAUGUGUGUAGUAUGAACGAACGACAUGCGCCAGUUAAGAAUCCAAAUAUCCGUGUGAAUAAUCACCCUGUAUGCCCAAGAAGUUAUAGUGUAAACGCAAAACCUAAUUCCGCCGUCAAAACACGCCAAAUUCACAAGUAUAAAUCAUUUAACAACGCAUCGUUCCAUAAAACUAAUGCGGAAACAACACAUAACUCUGUUGAAGUUCAUAACUUAUGGGAAGGUGUCCACUAUCAGCGUCGACAUGUUCCUGAAGAAGCUAUGCACCGAGGCGCAUGCGUCGAUGAAGAAAGUGCGGGUUUGUCGUUGGAAUUAGAAAUCGACGAGUCCAUCAAGAACCUGCUACGUCAAGGAAGCCUUGAUAAACUGGAUAAAAACUCCAAUAAAUACCUUGAUGUUACUUUUAUUCAGCAACCCACCUCACCGACUCCAGUCCAAGCUACAGUUUCACUUGGAAUGGAUGAGGUAUCUCAACUUAUUGAUAUGGUCCACGCGAAAAACAACAAACCAACCAAUAAAACUGAUAAAUUGAGUACUAAUCCCGUGAGCAGUGAAGUAUUGCAGAAUUAUUCAACAGAUUAUACCAGUGAUUAUUCAGAUGGUUUAUAUUCCAAAGGCAUUGUCCCACCAAAAAGCCAACAAAUUUAUACAACCCCACAGACUUUUAAUGAUAUAAGAUCGAAGCUACCAUGUAUGGUUCAUAGUCAGGCUGGUAAUGAAAAUUACGAUAAACCAACUCCUUGUUUGUGUCAACAUUGUGGUAUGGUGGGUGUUUUGGUAGAGUCCCAGAAAAGACCUGCGAUUCCACACAGUCCAAAUCCUAAAUUUGCGAAUACGAAUGGUGCGAAGAAUGCACCGCAGACGCAUUCAUCACGUGUUCCCAAGAAAGUUGUUGACUUGAGAGCGAAAUCCAAAAGUGAAACAAACCUGAUAUUAUUAAAGGAGCUUACUGCAAAGAUAACCUCACUUGAGGAUAGACUCAAUGAACACGAGGAGAAAACCGUGAAGAAAGACUACUUUAAAUUUGUCAUUCAUAAACUUCUCACACAGUACUCGAAUAAGAUUAAUGAACUUAGAACGACUGCUUAUUAUUCCAACAAGCAAAAUGUCAACAUGGCGACUCAAUAUUGUCGAAAAAGUGCUGAUAAAAGUGAUAGAAGUGAAAGAUCUGAAAAGGAACCUAGUCGUUUUUAUCCUGUUAAAGUACCCAAUGAAAAUCGAAUGAAUGUUAAGUCUUCAUCAGAAGAAGUAUCUUCAGAGAGGUAUUAUAAGAGACCAACGUAUAAGUCCAAAGUACCUAAACGUACAACUAAUACCUCCUUCACACGAAGUGACCAUCCUAAGGCAGGAACUCAUGUUAGCACCAAUGUGAAGACUAUGUUUAUGACGAAUGACCAAAACUCCAAUCGCUUACCGCAACCACAAGAGAAUCUAAGUGCGCAUGCGAUCAAAAACCUAUGCGGUAUUGUUUAUAAUAAAUACUGUGAUAUUGCAAAGCAAAACGAGGCAGGAAACCGAGAAAGGGUCGUGCCGGAGAAGUUGAAACCAGCUGGGCCAAGCACGGGUCAAAUGUCCAAGGCUCAGCCCGCUGGGCCCGCUCGAAAUAGAAAAGAAGCCCAGAGCACGAAACGCAUGAACGUCGCGUACGUCUCGCCGGCGCUCGAAACUUGGCACGACGAAUCGGAGCAGGAAUGCGUCGCUGCUAAAAAUAUCCGCGAGCAUGAGCAGAAACGCGAGCAGCAGCAGCUUCGUAAUAAUAGCGGACAUGCGUUCGAAGCUCGAAAUAAAACAAAGCAUUCCGUCGAAGAGAAAGUCAAGUAUUUGAAAUACUUGGCAAAGCGUAAAAACGUGGAUGAAUCGGAAUUGUGGUCAAAUAUAUUGAACCAAGCAAGGAAACAUAUCCGGUCUAACGAGGAUACUGUUUCCAUUCAAUUACCCAGUCUUCCUCAUGGACCGGAUAUGUCCGAGUUGGAGUUGACUCUAUCGAAACUAAAGGUGAUUGUGAAGACGUCUCGUCAACAACGGACGAAACAACCUGUAGAACUCGACUGUUGUUCUUCCAGUGAACGUUUGAAUCCGUUCUUUACCAUAGCUGAACGCAAACGGAAACCUUCCGCUCCUACGUCUUACUUUGUCGAAGAUGAACCACACCGGCAAUUUGUCGCGCGAUAAUACACUUUUCACAAUGUGUCUCUAUAAGUAAUUAAAAUUAUUUUUCAACGCC